GAAGCAUAAUGUGCCUGGUAACGGACAUGAUCCACUGUGACGUCACACAGAGCUAGAAUAAUCACAAUACACUGCGUCGCGCUCGUUGUCCCUUUGCUCUGCGCGUGGAUACAUACUGCGUGCUCUCGAACAAAAAUAAAGCAGCAGUGUUGAAAAUGUAAGGCUAAUGUAGACCUGCUGGUCAGUGGGCCAAAAAAGCCUCUUUGAUGGACAACAAUGGAUGGACAAAGUAACUCAGCAAAUUGCAAGAAAAAGCCAUUGCAGGGAUACAAGAAACUGAUGCGGAGCCAGGUACAACGUCUACGCCACAAAGCCACGCAGCAAGUGAAACUAAAUUCCUCCUCGACGUCAGACGAACGUCUGGGAAGGAAUUUCGAGAGAUAUCCUUCUCCGACAGUACCGGAUAUUCCAGACGGUCUGAAGCAGGAAAGCAGAGAGAAACCCCAGGAAACGCAAACUGUUCUUAAUUGUGAUGAAAAAAAGAUGAGCAAUUUGAGUGAUCCGUCUGUUGGCCAUUACAACAAAGCAACAGAAGGAUUAGUCGAAAAACAAAAGCAGCUCCAAGGCGUCAGCGGUGUGCAUGUAUCUGUAGACUCUGAGGACCUUGGGAGUAAUGUCACUGGACGCCAAGCACCAUAUGCUGAGAGGAAAAGAGUAGAGGAACCCCCUAGAGAAAGGGACCUGCCACUAGCAGCCUGGUCACAACAACGUGAAGAAAUGCAGAGGUGUAUAGCGAACCAAACCUCUCCAAACACCGCGGCGUAUCAUUUCUCGUGGGGCACUUCCGAAGGCACGAAAGUUCACUUUUCCAAACAGCUGAAGUUUCAACAAGAAGAUAGAGAUGUAGAUCAUCCACCUGCAAGUCAAGUCAAGGCAGGGGAUGAAUGGUCUCAGGCAAUGGGAAAGCCACGUGAAAUGCAACAAGUGCAAAGGCGUGGGACGCUAAAUGAUAUAAAUAAUGAUGUUUCGGUCGAGAUCGAAGAUCCGAUAACGACGGGCCUUCUUUUGGCAGAGCAAGGGGAAUUUUUUCACAACACCAAAGCUAAAACGCCCCAGUUAUCUUGUAGCCGUCAAGAGAAGAAGGAAGAGCAUCGUGAUACUGAUCAGGCGAUGAUAUCCACCUCACAGCAAGUGAAGGUGGCUGUCUGUAAACAAUCUGUCGCCGAAAUUUCCACCAAUACAAUGAUAGCAGUCAGGGGAAACUUACAACCAGCAAGCAUAACGUGUCCUCCUGUGCACGCCAGCUUCAGUGUGUCACCAAAUAUCAACAGAAAUCGCCCCUUAAAGAGGGUCCAGUUUGCUGAUGAGGUGUGCAGGGCACUCCGAUCAGAUUCCGCGGCCGUGCCUACCAAAGCGGCCACCAACAGCAGUCUUUCCAGGAUUGGUCAAAUGGCACCUAGAGGCAGGGAUCAGACAUCCUAUGAGCUGAUUAGAAAAGGGUCUCUGCAUGAAGAGGCCCAAGAAAGAAAGGCCAAAGAAAGGCCCCUGUCAAGGCUUACUCCACGGCUUACUGAGGUCACAGUACCUUCGAUGGACACUGGUCGAAAACAUGACCCCCCAAAGAAAGUUGAGCAUGCAAAAAGAGAUGAAACCGUCCAAAGAACACCUGAUGUUUGGGUAGAAAUGAAUUCUAAAGAGAGGUAUGAAGACAAACAAACGCAGCCUACGUCAACGGUCUCAUUACUCUUGAAGGAGAAACCAUCACCCGCCUCUGGCUUCGUCGAUUUCGAUGAAAAGCAAAGCCAGGAUGUCACUUCACCUAGCAGCGAGGUCGCAGAAAAUCGCGUAACUACACGAGGGUCUUCGUUUUGUACAAGUCGACAGUUACUGGUGAAAUCACGCUCACUUAGUCAUGUGGACUUAGUUAAGCCCAGUUACUGCCGAGAAGAUAACAUUGAAAGAAAUAGGAAGAGUUUGCCCUCAAUCACAACCCAAACGUCCAUGUUAUCAGUGCAAAGUGACAGCGCCACCAGUUCUACCCAAAUUGAGCAGCGCACGGGCAGGGAAAGGGUGCAAUCGAAGCGAACGCGGAGCAGAUUCAUUUGCAGGUUAAUCAGGGUGUGUGUGGUGGUUUUUGUCCUAUUGGCUACUGCGCAGGUACUAGCCCUCUGCUUAGCCCUUGGCUUUGCCACAGAGUGUGAUAAGUACAACAUUUUAUUCUCACCAUUCUGGGGUUUUCCUUGGGUUCAGGUAGACAUGUCUCCAGUGGCCAUGUUUCUCAGGCAAAACCUUCGCCUUAUCCAUUUCAAACCAACCCCAACGUAAUAUCAAAAAUCUGCACGUUGUGGCAUACAUGACACGUAAAGUACACGUACCCCGUUUAUAAAGUUCAGCAGAAGCGGACGAAAAUAUCGAAAUAGGGAACUCACUGCAGAAGGUCGCUGGAAUUAAUCACUUACAAUCGAACUCGACCCUUCGCCCUUUUCGAUUUGAAGGAUGUCCUCAAAUAGUUUGAGAUCUCGCGCUGUGAAUGUGUGAAUACACCUACAUGCUUAUAUUUUCCUUAGCACAAUCACUGACCCCCCCAAAAAAACUUACGUCAGCCCUGUUUUCAGAAUCUUAAUACACGUAUUUUGUAUUUGCUUUGUUUUCUUCUUGUGUUCGCUUUUCUUGUUUUGUGUGUUUGUUUUUUUUUGCUUUGAAAUAUCAGGUUUGAUAUUGACUCAUGAAGACUCUAUUCCGACUCCGUUAGGUUUGUGCCAGAGAGGACACAUCCGUGGCAAUCUAUCAAGUGUAAGGCCAAACCAAAAAAAAAAACCAAAAAACUCCGGUUUCUGGUCACCGCGCGCGUCGCCGUAGAUCUGCGCGUCGGCAAAAUAAAGAAUUUUUUUUAUUUUGCAUAAACGAUCGGAAGGAAUUCUGCUACUGUGCAAUUUUAAGGUUUUUUUUUGAUGGGUGGAAUGAUGAGUAAUUUAUAUAUAACUAUGAUGAGUAAUUUGUACGGUUAAGGGAUCCCCGUCCUAGGCCUCCACACAUUUCAGUCGGGCACUCUUAUCAGAUGACGUCAUUCGUGUGUCAUUACACAAAGGCCCUGCCGAAUCAGUUGGCUGCGGCUUGAUAUCAUGCAUGAUUAGGGAACUAGCCGUGGAUGCUGCCCAAUACUGGGUGUAAUUUGCGGCCGUAACCAAUUCUUUCGGACCCGGGCCCACGUAUAUACGUCUGUGAACCUGACAAACGAAGUGGUCUUAUGUCCUAUGUAAGUAUACAAAUCGAAAACGCGUUUGAGCAACAACUGUGAGGGGCCAGUUUAUUUCAGUGUCGGCGAAGCAGUGGCGGUAACAUACGCAACGGCAGUGGCGAUGGACAUCGUGUUAUGACAAUAUGUGUAACAACUCAUGCAUUGUCACUUGACAAGAACAAAGGUACAUUAGAGUGACAGGAGAUUAUACUUUCCAGGCUGAAUUUUUUCCCCAGUGUGUUAAAUGCUGCUUGUUUUUUAUAAGCUAAAACAGAAAACAAUGCGCACAGUAUAUCAUGAGAUUUUAUUUUCAUUUUGACUCUUGAGCUGAACUGUUUUUAAUUUUUUUUCAUUGACUAUUUGACGUGCAACUUGUUUCCUCUCAGCUAAAGCAAAAAACAGUGUGCAAAGAAUGUCAUGUACUGCUACCUCAUGAGGAUUUUAUUUAAAACUGGAAACUGGAGCUGAACA
This is a messenger RNA of Acanthaster planci (crown-of-thorns starfish), 3649 nucleotides long. RefSeq lists its product as uncharacterized. Lineage: Eukaryota; Metazoa; Echinodermata; Asteroidea; Valvatida; Acanthasteridae. The record is from RefSeq and is a predicted model, not a curated record.